UAAUAUUCCGAUUUUCUUUUAUUUGGUUUAUAAAAAGUGAAAAAUAACUAAUUUUUCUUUCUAAAAAGCAAUAAUGCCACAUUCUAUUCCAUGUUCAAUUCCAUCCUUAAUUACCUUUCUAAUUCAAAACAUUUUCUAUCCAUUAAAAAUAAGAAAAAUAUAAUCUUCCAUUAACACCCUCUUAUUUACCACCAUACUUUUAAUAUGCACACAUUAGCAUCAUCCAAGCAUGACAUACAUCUAUAAAUGGCCAAAAAAGUGCCCAUAUGGCAAGAUCACUUUUUUCUCCCCACAUAAAUCUACCUUUUCGAGUCUUAUAUAUAGCCCCAAACUAUAGCUCAAGCUUUCAUUCUUACCUUUCAUAUUACACCACACUCCCAACAUAAAAUCAUCUUCUUUACUUAUUCUUCUCUCUUACUAUACUAUAUAUAGCCUUAUCUACAAUUUCAUAUAGUAAAAAUUCAACAAUAUAUAUAAUUUAUCAUCCUUUUUUCAUUGAUCAAAUAUUAUUGUAUCAAAAUUACUGCCAUCAUAUAAUUAUACAUAUGUCUCAUAAGGGAGAAAAUGUCAUGGUUUCAAAUAUGAAACUUGAGAAGAUGUUGUGCAUGAAAGGUGGAAAAGAUCAAACUAGCUAUGCUAAUAAUUCUCAAGCUCAGGCACAACAUGCAAAAUCAAUGUUACACCUUCUAAAGGAGGCCCUAGACAGGGUGCAAUUAGGACCACAAGACAUGCCCUUUGUUGUUGUGGACUUAGGGUGUUCCUGUGGAUCAAAUACCGUCUACAUUGUCGACGUGAUCGUCAACCACAUGGCGAAACGCUACGAGGCCUCGGGUUGCGAGCCGCCUGAGUUCUCGGCGUUCUUCUCAGAUCUCCCCUCCAAUGACUUCAACACCCUCUUCCAACUCCUCCCUAGCUACUACUCCUACGACGGCGAGGGAGGUGGUAGCAUGGAGGAGUGCUUGGCCGCCGACAAACACCGUUCCUACUUUGCUGCUGGUGUUCCCGGAAGUUUUUACCGGCGACUUUUUCCGGCGAGAUCCAUCGAUGUUUUUCACUCGGCAUUUUCCUUGCACUGGCUAUCUCAGAUUCCAGAGAAUAUAUUAGAUAAGAGGUCAAAGGUAUACAACAAAGGGAGAAUAUUUAUCCAUGGAGCUAAUGAGAGCAUAGCAAAUGCUUAUAAAAAGCAGUUCCAAACAGAUUUGGGUGGAUUUUUAAGGGCAAGAGCAGUAGAAAUGAAGGGAGGUGGGUCCAUGUUCCUUGUUUGUUUGGGAAGGACCUCAAUUGACCCAACAGACCAAGGUGGGGCUGGCCUCCUCUUUGGUACACACUUUCAAGAUGCAUGGAAUGACCUUGUCCAAGAGGGUCUUAUAACAAGUGAAAAACGAGACAGUUUCAAUAUUCCAGUCUAUGCACCAAGCUUACAAGACUUUAGGGAAGUAGUAGAAGCCAAUGGAUCAUUUACCAUAAACAAGCUUGAAGUGUUUAGGGGUGGAAGUCCCUUGGUGGUAAGCCACCCAGAUGACUCGUCCGAAGUCGGUCAAGCCUUCGCCAACAGCUGCCGGAGUGUCUGUGGGGUCCUCGUCGACGCUCAUAUAGGUGAUCGGCUAGGAGAUGAGCUCUUUCUAAGGGUAGAAAACCGUGCAACCACCCAUGCAAAUGAGCUACUUGAACAACUUCAGUUUUUUCACAUUGUUGCUUCCCUCUCUUUUUGCUUAGACCAAAAAUUAACUACUACUUCAAAAAAUACCUAGCUAGUUAAGGUGGGAAUUGGGGUUUUAGGUAGCCUCUUUAAUUUGCUGACUGAUGCAAGUCAAAAACUUUAGGCUUUAGUUGAGUUGAUCUUGUGUAGUUUCUUUGUUUUUUUUUUCCUCGUAUUUAUUGGCAUUUUUCUUUUAGCUUUGUUAAUCUAAGAGUACCUAAACUGAGAAAAAGAAUAUAUAUGUUCAUGUCAA
Molecule: messenger RNA, 1952 nt
Organism: Beta vulgaris subsp. vulgaris (sugar beet)
Lineage: Eukaryota; Viridiplantae; Streptophyta; Magnoliopsida; Caryophyllales; Amaranthaceae
Product: indole-3-acetate O-methyltransferase 1
Exons: 4
Coding region: 546-1751 (401 amino acids)
Biological process (GO): methylation
Molecular function (GO): S-adenosylmethionine-dependent methyltransferase activity
Source: RefSeq, a predicted model, not a curated record